Molecule: messenger RNA, 1175 nt
Organism: Ictidomys tridecemlineatus (thirteen-lined ground squirrel)
Lineage: Eukaryota; Metazoa; Chordata; Mammalia; Rodentia; Sciuridae
Product: ras-related protein Rap-2c
Biological process (GO): signal transduction
Cellular component (GO): membrane
Molecular function (GO): GTP binding; GTPase activity
Source: RefSeq, a predicted model, not a curated record
AGCCAAGGGCUACCGGGUAGUGCUGCUCGGCAGCAUGGACGUGGGCAAGACCGCGCUGGCCACACAGUUCGCGUGCGGCCGCUUCCCCGAGCGCUGCGAGUCGUCGGUGGAAGAGCUGUUCAGCAAGGUGAUCGAGGUGAACGCGGCGCCCGCGCUUCUGGAGAUCGUGGACACCGUGGGCGCGGACCACCUGGUCACCCUCAAGGACCUAUACAUCAGGAACAGCGACGGCUUCGUGGUGCUCUACAGCGUGUGCAGCGAGGCCUCCUUCGAGGCGGUGCGGCCGCUGCGCGAGCGCAUGGGCCGGCUGCGGGGGCCCAAGGCCGUGCCUCUGGUGCUGGUGGGCACCAAGGCCGACCUGGACGCCGAGCGCCAGGUGCUGACGGCGCAGGGCCGCGCGCUGGCCCGCGAGUGGCGCUGCCCGUUCCUGGAGGUCACGGCCAAGAGCAAGAUGAUGGUGGACCGCGUGUUCACGCAGGUGGUGCGCGAGAUGGAGGCCCUGGCCCCGCCGGAGGAGGCGCCCCGCGUCCCGGUCAACGCCCAUAAUACGUGGCCGUCCGAGAGGUUCAUCGGCUAGUGUGCCGCGGUGAUCUUCCGCGUCGGUCGCGCUUCGUGACUUCUGAAGCUCAGUGUCGGUGCUCAGUGCCUUUUAAAAGAAAGCUCCCACGCCUAGACAAGUGUGUGCUUCUGCAUACCAGCUCAGACGGCGCUCAGGCCGCCUGCCUGCCCAACCCUGGCCCAAACUGUGCCACUUUGUUUACCUCUGACUGCGCUACAAGAAGAAACCAAAAAAAGCUCAUUUCCCCCAGUGUGGAGACAAUACCCUUCUUUUCUUUCAUUGGAAUUUGUUAUGGACUUGUGUGGUUGUGAUUAGCACCCGGUUGAUGUUUGCUUUGAUUGAGGACGGCCACCUGAACUUUUACGUGUGUGCCCGUUGCAGGAGGUUUUCUCGUGUUUCCUUCUCCUUCACAGCCUGGAAUUGCAGCAGUAAGAUUUUCCUCGGCGUUAUUCUAAAUAUAGUUAUGACAUACACAACGUUGGUUUGAAAGGAGAUAUUGUUGGAGGGGGACAACUGCCCACACAAAGAGCUCAGAGCUGCCUGUUUGUAACUGGCAUCUAAUCGAUUUCUGCCACUGUAAAUUGGAAAUAAAAAAAAAAAUGGCUUUAGAAAUUGA